AUAUCGUUUUCGCUUAUCGAAAAUAGAACAAAAUUCUGUACUCGAAUGCUGCCACCGAAUUGCAGAGACCGCAAAGAACAAAGCAACUGCAAAGGCAACACGAAUGGAAAUGGAAGGUGCUCUAAAACAACGCUCCAGAUGCACUCACACUCACACCCCGAUUCACAUUCGCAUUCGCAUUCACUGAAGAGAAACUGACCAAAAGGCGAACAACCGUCGAACGAGAGAAGCAGAAGCGGUAGCUACAGAAUAUAAGACACGAACCGAUGUGAUACUUGGGACUACAAAGAACUAAAUUGCAUUGCAUCAAACGAUAUAUAUAUUAAGCAACGUAUUGAAAUUGACAAAGACUUGAGUGCUAGGAGGACUUGCCAAAAAAACACUGAAGCAGACCCUCGGAAAAAAUGGAGCACCUCGAUCUGGCGGGUUAUCUGAGUAAUACACCCACAACAUGGAACAGUUUGGGCAACAGUUUCGAGCAGCAAGAUGCCAUUUACUUGUCGAAUUCCCGGCAAAUGCUGGAGCCCAUCAUGGAGGAGACCAGCGAGGAUGAGGAGCAUGCACAAAACAGUUGGAAUGGCUAUCACGAGCAGCAGCAGCAGCAUCGUGGCUCCACUGGCCAUUGCGGUGGUGGCUUCUGGAGCUCCACAGAGUCGGAAACGGGUUCCGUAAUACGCAUCGAAGUGACAAAAGAUAUCGAUGCAAUUUCCGAAAGAGACUUUGCCUGCCCGCCCAAGCGACCCAGACGCUGCCAGGAGCCCGACCAGCCGCACAGUCUGGAGGAUGGUGUGCAAAUGCGACUACAUCGUCGCUAUGAUGCAGAAUCGCACAACAGUCUGGAGAGAUUCCUGGCCCUGGAGGCCUGUGCCAGGGAUAGCUACGGCAGUCAGGGCCAGAGGAGCAGCACGGGAAGUCGUCGGGGGGGGAUCUUUGACGAUUAUUACUCCGACAAUGAUUCGUUCCACUCGCUGUCGCGCAGCUCCUCUCUGGUGCAGUUUGAGUCCCUGGAGCGGCAGCUGACGUUGCAGGAACAGCACCAGAGCAUGAACAGCCUGGGCAACAGUUCGCCGUCGCUCUUCAACUGCGAAAUGGGAGCCAGUGCCAGUGCCAGCGACAGUAAUCCCGAGAGCAGGCGGGGAUCAGCCACCUCCCUGUCGCUGAUGAAGCGCUACGAGUCCAGCGAUGGACGCCUGCAUCAGACGUAUUUCGAGCUCAACAAACUGAACUUUGAAGAGCAGCAGCGGGAGCUGUUCGCGAAGAACCUCCUCCAAGCGGAAAUUAAGUCGGAUUCCGAGUCGAGCACCAGCUCCUCGAGCGACAGCAGCGGCCACAGCCUCCUGAGCUCCUGCCAAGGCAGCGGAGUGGCCAGUGGCAAGCAGGACGGUGGUGCCGCACGGCGUAUACCACUCAAUUCGGCGGAAAAUCUCUCCGAGGAUUCCGGCUACUGUGAGCCGAGCACAUUGCGACGCGAGAAAUCUAAAUCCAUACCAAAGAAUUUCGACAAGCUGUGCGAGGAGGAGGAGGAGCUGCUGCUGGAGGAGUCUGCAACCGUCGUGCCACAUUCCAAAAACUCCAAUGGCGGACAUGAUUUGUGUCAGACGAAAAUAGAGCAGACUACGACGGAGGCUACUACGCCAGCAGCAGCGGCAGCAGCAAUGUCUAUGCCCAUGCCUCUCUCUCCGUCGUCGUCUAUUAAUAGCAGUACGGAGAGAGCAUCAUCAGCAUCGCCAUCGCCACUGCCCUCGCCACUGGCAUCGCCCAGCGGAUCAUCGGCAGCCUCAUCGUCGUCCGCCGCCUCGUUCACUUGGCUGCGCAACAGUUUGCCCGACAUACGCGAGCCGCGAGGUUCAUCGUCAUCGCCAACGUCCGCCACGAGUCGCCACCGCCACAUCAACGCCGCCAUCGAUCCGUCGCCGUCGUCGUCGUCGUCUACGUCGUCCAAGUGUUUUCCAGCGGAAAACGAUAUACACGGCUACGUGCUGGCCAGCAGCGGAAAUCCACGUUGCAGUCGGAGUAGCCGCAGCAGCAGCAGCAGCUCCUCCUCCUCCGCAGACUGCUCCCCUGUCCUUGGGGCCACCUCCCUGCCCAACGAGCUGCAGCAAUUGGGGCGCCGACGAACGCGUACGCGCCACAAUCGUCCCGCGCCACGGAAUUGCCACAGCAACAGCAGCGGCGGUAACAGCUCCAGCGAGGACUACGACUUGGAGGAGGAAGAGCGUCGCGACGACUUCUUCCUGGACUUUUGUCAGCAGCCCAGGAUUCGCAGGAGCUGCAGCUGGAACGUUGGCAAGAGGGGACUGGGAGGAGGCGCUCCAUCUUCUGCUGCGGCAGCAUCCACCGGUGCGGGUUACAUGAACGCCAGCUAUCAGAACCUUACGCUCUUGGAUUACACGGAUACACAGCCAGAGGUGGGAGAUUUGCAGAGGAACUCCAAGAGAAGUCAACCCGCAGAAGAGCCCUUGGAACACAGCCAACCCUUGGACAUGUCUGACAGGAGCAGUCAACCCUUGGAGAUGUCCAAUCGAAGCAGUCUAUCCGGCGGGGACUACGAGCAGAUCAUCUGCAAGGGGAACUUCCUGUUGGAUGAGCUGAGCAAAAUCUACGACAAGAACGUGUCCAUUCUGAAUGACAGACCAGCAACAGCAGGAGCGGAGGAUCAGGUGGAUAGCAGUCAUAAAUUGGAGGCAGAGGAACCGCCCCAGGUGCAGCAUGUCCAACUGACCAUAAGGAAGCCGCCUCCACGCCAGAAAAAAGUCAGUGGAGAGACCCAGCCCACCACCACGCCCACGCCCAAACAGAGACCCAACCUGCCGCCCGCGGCUGUCUUGAGUUUCUCGAGUUUUGGCAAGACCUUCGAUCAGGAUCCCACAAAUCUGCGCACCUCCUAUGCGCAGUCGCUGGAGCAGUGCAAUUUCGAUGCCCAGGAAAUGAGUCCCACAAAGGUGCCGCCGCCCAGGGCGCUGCCCAAGAGACGCUUCCAGUCCCAGGCGGCGGCGGCCAAGCAGAAGAGCCUCGUCAGCAGCACGCCCAAUCUCUCUGCCUUCGACAACAGCAACGGGGAGACGGAGGAUGACAUCUACGUGAGCAGUGCUCACACAUCGAUGCACCAGCUGCCGCAGUCGGCGAAUCAACCCAAACCUUUGGGCAUUCUACUGCCUGCGGGCUCCCGGAACUCCUUCAGCAAGGAGGUGAGCUUCUGUCCGGUGGUGAGCAAGUACUGCUGGCAGGAGCAGUCCUCGGAGGAGCCACAGGAGGAUCCAGGACUCGGCAGCGACACUCCCGGGCACUCUGACGACGAUGAUGAGCUAAUGGACAAUGUGGACGCCACUGUAAUGCACAACACCAAAGAGAAUGAGAACAUAGCAGCGCGCUACAAUCAAGAGCAGCAGAAAAGAGAAACGCAACCGCAAGAGAGUGUGGUAGUUGAAGUGAGUAUCGAGCUGGAAGAGAGAGCAACAGCAGAAGAGCCAGCAACAGCCGAAGAGAGUUUGGCGACGAUCGCCACGGCAGAGAGCGAUGCCGAAGAGAGCGAUGACAACAACGAAAACAUCGCAAACAUCGCAGCCGCUGCUGCUGCUGCCGCUGCCGAAGCCGAUUCGGAGCCCCGACACGAGCCCGUUUCAAAUUCUGGAAACGAGACUGCAUUCAUUCACGAACAACGCGCCGUCGCGCAAUCAUCGCAAUCGACACCGUUAUCGACAUCGACAUUGGCUUCCAGCUCACCCUCGCCAUCGCACUCUUUGCCAUUCUCCGCCAGUCGUGAUACCGCGCCCCCUCAGCGUCCCCUGAGCCUGCAUCUGCCGAUCCUCAGUGAACCGCCCACGAACCGCGCCCACCACAUACUCUACGCCUCCCAGCAGCUGUUGCAACGCUACGACGAGGAGGAGCCGCACGAGCGCGAGGAUCGCCGCCAAAUGGCACCCCCCGCCAGUGGUACAGUGGAGUCCCCCACAAAACAAAAGGGUGGAAAGUCGCCGGGAAAAACAGACGACAAGCACCCGAGCUCCAAGAGUUUCCUCUCCAGAUUCGCCAAUGGCCUGCGCUUCUCCCUGAGGCGCAAAAAGAAGCAACAACAGCAGCAGCAGCAACUCGAACAGAAGCCUCCGCUGACAAAGGCAGCGCCCGUGAAGGCCACCAAACAACAGAGCAACGGAAAGUCGGCGGACUUCAUACACAUACCCCUGAAGCCGCCAAGGAGUGCAUCGUCCAAUGUCCAGACCUUGGACGACAGCAACGCCUCUGAGGCCAGCACCGCGAGUGUGCACAGUGGUUCGACUCUGGCCAAGACAUCCACAUUGCAGAAGGUGGUUACCGGCAAGCCGCCGCUGCCCAAACAGCCGCCCAGAUUGACGCAUGCGCCUCCGCCAACGGUGCCAGCAAGUGCUACCCAUGCCUAUGCAUCGGAGGCUUUGCUCAGCGCCGAGCGGGAACAGUAUCGCGAGUUUGCGGACCAGUUGUCGGCGGGCAUGCAAGCGGCGAGGAUGCGGGACACCGAGUCGCCCUCGCGGGCCACCGUUGCCCAAAAGACGCAAAUGUUCAAUCAGCUGGGAGCCGGCUCCAGCGCCGGUGCCGGUGCCGGUGCCGGAAUGCGCCCCACAAUGGUCACUGCCGUGCCCGUGCAAGUAUCCCCCGUGCUGGACGAUGAGGAUGGAUCCGGCAAAAUGGGUCUGAUUGAGACGAAUCUGGACACCCACGAGACGGUCAUCUCGGGCAAAACCCGCUCCCUAAUGGACAUCACCUGCAAUCCAUUGAGCCAGCCCCACAAGCGGUAUCUGGUGAAGCGUCUGAAUGUCACCAGUGCCACCUACGACGUGGAUGAUGAUGACCUCCUCGAUGGGGAUGUGGUGGUCAAUGGACACCAUAUCAAAUCCUCGCCAGCUGCCGGCGGUGUACAGAUUGCAUCCGUCAGGAGACCGCACAAGAGCAUGGAGUUUCUGUUGGAUAAAGAGAAUCAAAGGAAUGUUUUGCCCCCUGAGAAUGAGCUACAGAAAUCGCACGAUCACAAUCCGGCCGCCCUGAGUGAGCAUCAGCUGCGCGUCCAGGCCUCGCUGCAGCGUCUGAAUAUCCCCGACUGGUUCCGUGCCUACAACCAGAAUGCCGCACAGGCGCCGGAAGGUGCCGCUUCAGGGGGCACGUCGACCUCUGGCGGCGGCUAUCGGCCGGGCAAUUUCACGCGAAAGCGCACCCAGGACUCGGGCCGCUGGCAGGGACUCAACUCGAAGACGACCUCGCUCAGUUCGCUCGGCUCGCACUCGCAGCGCUCCGAUCGCAGUCCUCUGCUGUUGAGUCCCUCGGCGCACAGCCACCAUGGCGGCCAGAGCAGCAGUGUGAGCGGCGGUUCGGCGGCAGGGGGCCCGGCGCAUGGCCAUCAAGGCCAUCAGGGACAGCAGGCCGGAGUGGGGGCCACGCGGUGGUCCACCUCGCAUCUGAACUCCACACAGACCUCGCCGAGCGUCUCGCAGCGAGGAAGCUUCGCCCGUGGGGCACCCAUCAACAGCAGCUUCAUGUCGGUGGCCAGCAACAGCAGCAGCGUCCUGAGGAACUCCUACCGCCAGCCGUACCUCGGAUGGCGCAGCACGGAGAAGCUAUCCCAGCGGACGCCACACGAACGUCUCGCCAGCUCUCUGCUGGCACAACGCACAACCCCAUCCCCCACAUCGGCGGCGCCCAACGGCGGACGCACUCUGCAGGCGGUGACGCCAGAGAUCCAGAGCUCCAUCAAGGAGGUCACCUCGGCGAUUGUGCACUACGUGAACGACCAGCAGCUCUCCCAGCAGCAGCAGAAUCGCAGCCGAUCCGCCAGUCCAAAUUCGAGGAAAUGCUGGCUUGAGAGCAGCUUUGUGGGCACACGACCACUGGACUCGCCGCAGACACCCGUGAUUGACAGCAGCCCCCCCGCCACAGCCCAGCAGCAGCUGCAGCAGCAGCAGUACCAGCAGUACCAGUACCAGCAGCAGUAUCUGAACCAGCACUAUCCCCAUCUGGAUGCCACCUCGUCGUCGGUGGUAGCCGCUGGACAGCCGCCACUACGCAUGAACGGACUGAGCCGAAUCGGCGGCGGUGGCGCGCCCGAACGCUCCUUGAGCAGCGCAUCGCUAGAAGAUGUCCUUGCCUCGCUUCUAGGACUGCCAUCAGCCUCCUCGUCCCAGAACAGCCAGAACAGCAACAACCAUCAGAACAACAACAACAGAACACAAGCGAAUAACAAGGCACCCACGCAGACGACAGCGGGAGAUUCAGCUAGUCGCCAAACGCUGGAGGUGCUAUCGGCUGCCGACCAGCAAGGACUGCGGCGCCGCAGCGAGGGAGACGCCCCCAGCCAGAAGAAACAGCAACAGACACAACAGACCCAAGCACAGUCCCACAACCAAUCCCAAUCGCAGUCAGCCGGAGUAGGAUCAGCAGCAGGAGCAGUAAGAAUCGGAGCCACAGCAGCAAAUCAGCAAACAAAUGCCAGCAGCGGGAGCAGGCGCGUCUCGUUGGGCGACUCCGCGAACACGGACAAGGUCUGUGGAAGCGGUAGCCAACUCAAUGGGGAGCCGGGACUACAGAUCCGCUGCCGGAACACCAAAUGCGAGCAGAGUGCCUCGCCCGCCGAUGCCAAGAAGCUGUACAAAUCAUGCCACAAUUGUUCCCAUCUAUACUGUUCACGUGAGUGUCGGCGCGCCCACUGGGAGAAGCAUCGGAAGGCGUGCCUGCACUCGCGUGCCUCCAACCUGUGCCGCCAGGUGCUAGCCACCUGCAAGGACGAUCUCGACUCGCAGCGACACCUCAGUCUGCUUGCCCGUAAAGGUAGCAUCUCCCAGGGACGGGGCGUGGUGCGCGUCCUCUUUCGCAGCGCAGAGGCCGCCGAGGGAUUCAUCAAGAACGGAUUCCAGUGCAUGGGAGAGGCCUCCUAUGUGCGGUGGCCGGACCUGAUGCCCGCCGAGAUGGGCCUAGAGCUGUAUUCGGAGCUGCUGAAGCUGAGCACGGAGUACAAGCCGGAGUCCAAGAUGCUGAUCUACGUGGCCAUCUGCGUGGUCUCCGAGGCGCCAGGAAUGGGGCAGGCUCCCGUGCGCUGGGAGCGGCAGCUGGUCUCGCGCUGUGCCAAGCUGAAGCUCUGCAAGAGUGUCCUGGCAGAGCUGGAGAUACAGCAGCAGGCCAUGCAACAGCCCCUGGCCGUGGUGGCCGUGCCAGAACGCACUGAAAUCCUCAUACUCACCUUCAAUCCCGGGCUGCGUGCAGUUCCUGGAAGUCGGGAGCUCAUCCUGUCAAACAUCCUGGACAUUCUGUCGCGCCGAGGAGUGCUGCUGCGCAAGCACUACCCGGAGAUCUAUCAGCGCCUGCAGACCUACACCGAGGGCCAGACUGACAAGUUCCAUCCCGUGACGCUGCAUCCGCGGGACUCGCAAACGGGCCAGAGCUUCGUCUGCAUCAUCAUGCCGGUGCACACGGACAGCGAGUUCAUCAAGCUGCCUUCCGCAGCCGAUGGCGGUAAUCGGGUGACCACCAUCGAUGUCGGCUCGCCGGCAGCUCUCGCCAAGCUGGAUGAUGAUGAGCUGCUGACCCGCACCACGCCAGCGAGUUGAUUAAAGGCCAGCAGCAGCAGCAGCAACAGCAACAGCAGGCCCAGGAGAAGUGGUAGCGUGACGCCUCCACAUGCCUCAUUAUAUAUCGACGCCCUGGGGUGUGGCCUGGAGAGCACGCGGAUGUGAAGGUUGCUCCUUCCCUCGAUUGCUUACAAGCGGCUUCUAUGCAUUGUUCUUUAAACUCUAUACAUAUUUCUCAUCGAGGGCACUACAAUCUCCAAGAAGAGAAUUUAUCCAAAUCAAUAUCUAAACAACCUAUAAUCACAUCAAAAUCUGUCUUUCCAUCUUAGGAUAUGAUGAUGUAGUGCCCUCGCCUAGUUAGUCGAGAUAUUCAGUUAAUCUUCGAGUAGUUAGCGGGCGUGUCUGUACGGUGGCAUAGCCAGAAUCUCCAUAUAUCAGUAGGGCCCUCCACUUGUUGUCUGAAACACCACAAAAAGCAUAUUCGUACUCGUAUUCGUAUUCGUAUAAAUCCCACAAUCAAAUCAUAAAUACCAGCAGCAAGUUGGUUAACCUUUUGAACUCUAUCUAUCGAUACCAAGCCAAGCUUUACCAAUAUCUACAUAAAAGAUACAUCAUAUAUCUGAGCUUAUGGGAGCGACAUUCAGUUAUCUAGCAUUUGAGCCACUUACAAGGAGAUCUAAAGCCCACAUACAAUACAUACAAAGGUAUAUCCUGCAGCUUCCAAUAAACAAAAAUACCAAGUAACACUACUUUAUAUGAUCGUGAAUAAGAGGAAUAGGCCCCAAAAACUAAGCAAAGAAUUUCCUACUAAGCUGCAGCGCAACCUCACUUUUUAUAAAGCAAUUCAAACGGAACAUCACACUAUUGUACUUAACUAACUAUAAUUGUCAGACAUAUUCUACGUGUUGAUCCAAUGAGAGCAACUAAUCUUGCUUACGGCCUUAUUUAAAGUUUGUUAAAUUUGUUCUGCCCCCAAAUAAAAAGAGAGAAAAUCAUUUUGUAGCUUUUCGAAUUAGGUUUUAAUGAUUUGUGUGUAAGUGAUUGAGAGCAAAUAUAGGUUAGCUA
Drosophila persimilis is the source of this 8594-nucleotide messenger RNA. RefSeq names its product mucin-17. Gene Ontology annotation, cellular component: apical junction complex; plasma membrane. The record is from RefSeq and is a predicted model, not a curated record. Lineage: Eukaryota; Metazoa; Arthropoda; Insecta; Diptera; Drosophilidae. Bases 405 to 7568 code for a protein of 2387 amino acids. Gene Ontology annotation, biological process: cell-cell junction organization. The transcript has 8 exons.